Messenger RNA from Achroia grisella, 821 nucleotides. Its product is annotated as class A basic helix-loop-helix protein 15-like. The record is from RefSeq and is a predicted model, not a curated record. The coding region runs from base 189 to 821 and encodes 210 amino acids. The transcript is spliced from 5 exons. NCBI's taxonomy places the organism in Eukaryota, Metazoa, Arthropoda, Insecta, Lepidoptera, Pyralidae. Gene Ontology annotation, molecular function: protein dimerization activity.
GCGAGUGCAUGCGCCCCGCGCUUCUUACCUUUAGCACUUUUACUCGAAUCAAAUUCGCUGUUCGCGGACACGGAAACUGUCACUUUCGUUCUACAUCCAUAAUCCCGUUUCAACUAUGAUAACACUGUGAAUUAAAACUUGUGUAAUAUUGUGCUUGUUUGAUCUCAGAACCCUCGCAAGCUUUCAAGAUGCCCCAAUGGGCAAGUGCUGAGGGUGGCGGCUCACAGGCGGAAUCGCCGGAUCAGAUGGUGUUGUAUUACGAGGAUGAAGCUUCCGAGUAUUAUGACAACAAACCGGAUAUUGCCGAUAAAAUAGAACAGGCUGGAGAUUUUUAUGACAGCGGCAGUGGGAGUGACGAACAGAUUGCGAGGCGUGUUUGUCGGCCGCGGCGAGCAGUUGCCGGUUCGUCAUCAUCAGCAGCAAGCGCUAGCGGUUCUUCGGGUCCUGUACGGCGCCGUCGCUGCGGCGUGUCCGCUAGAGAACGUAACCUUCGUAGGCUCGAAAGCAAUGAACGUGAACGGAUGCGUAUGCAUUCAUUGAAUCGUGCUUUCGAGGAUUUGCGACGAGUCAUACCUCAUGUUAAGAAAGAUAAUAGAAGUUUAUCCAAGAUUGAGACAUUAACUCUUGCCAAAAAUUAUGUGAAGGCCCUCACAAAUGCCAUAUGUACAAUGAGAGGAGAAGGCCCUAGAUAUCAAUUCAAUAGUGACGAUGAGAACGUCGAACCCGUAUUCGUAUUAAAUAGGGACCAGGAACAAAAUAAUAACGAGGCGACGGAUCAGGACAGAGAGGAGAGUCCGCCGGGCGUCCGCGACUGCCUCUGA